GGUCAAAGAAGAACACAAACCACAACCGACACAGUGGUUUCCCUUUAGUGGGAUCACUGAACUGGUAAAUAACGUUCUUCAGCCCCAGCAAAAACAACAAAAUGAAAAGGAGCCCCAGACAAAACUGCAUCAACAAUUUGAAAUGUACAAGGAGCAAGUGAAGAAGAUGGGAGAAGAGUCACAGCAACAGCAAGAACAGAAAGGCGACGCCCCAACUUGUGGCAUCUGCCACAAAACAAAGUUUGCUGAUGGAUGUGGCCAUAACUGUUCAUAUUGCCAAACUAAGUUCUGCGCUCGCUGUGGAGGUCGGGUGUCACUACGCUCAAACAAGGUUAUGUGGGUAUGCAAUUUGUGCCGAAAACAACAAGAAAUCCUCACUAAAUCAGGAGCAUGGUUUUAUAAUACUGGUUCUAAUACACCACAGCAACCUGAUCAGAAGGCUCUCCGAGGACUGCGAAAUGAGGAGGCACCUCAAGAGAAGAAAGCAAAGCUACAUGAGCAGGCCCAGUUCCAAGGAUCCCCAUGGGCUCAUCUCAUGAGACAGGAUUCUAUUAAAAAUGGGUCAGGAAUGAAGCAUCAAAUUGCCAGUGACAUAGCUUCAGACAGGAAAGGAAGUCCAUCAGUGUCCAGAGAUCAGAACAGAAGGUGCGACCAAAGGGAAGAAAGAGAGGGAUAUCUGCAGUAUGCUCCUUCUGACAGCACCAUGCCUAAGUCUCCCUCAGAUUAUGGUGACAGACGAUCCCAACAUGAGUCUCAGUUCUACGAAGAAUCUGACCAUUUAAAUUAUAGGGACUCCAACAGGAGAAGUCAUAGGCAUUCCAAAGAAUAUAUUGUGGAUGACGAGGAUGUGGAGAGCAGAGAUGAAUAUGAAAGGCAAAGGAGAGAGGAGGAGUACCAGGCCCGCUAUCGAAGUGACCCAAACUUGGCCCGCUAUCCGGUAAAGCCACAGCCCUAUGAAGAGCAAAUGCGAAUCCAUGCUGAAGUGUCCCGAGCACGGCACGAGAGAAGGCAUAGCGAUGUUUCUUUGGCCAACGCUGAACUAGAAGAUUCCAGGAUUUCCCUGCUCAGGAUGGACCGACCAUCAAGGCAAAGGUCUAUAUCUGAGCGUAGAGCUGCGAUGGAAAACCAGAGAUCUUACUCAAUGGAAAGAACUCGAGAGGCUCAGGCACAAAGUUCUUAUCCACAAAGGACCACAAACCAUAGUCCUCCUACCCCGCGGAGGAGUCCGAUACCCAUCGAUAGACCAGAACUGAGGCGAGCUGACUCACUAAGGAAGCAACACCACUUAGAUCCCAGCUCUGCCGUAAGGAAAACAAAACGGGAAAAAAUGGAGACCAUGCUGAGAAAUGAUUCUCUCAGUUCAGACCAGUCAGAAUCGGUGAGACCACCACCACCAAAGCCUCAUAAGUCAAAGAAAGGAGGUAAAAUGAGGCAGGUUUCACUGAGCAGCUCGGAGGAGGAAUUGGCUUCUACCCCUGAGUACACAAGCUGUGAUGAUGUGGAGAUUGAAAGUGAGAGUGUAAGUGAAAAAGGAGACAUGGAUUACAACUGGUUGGAGCAUUCGUCUUGGCAUAGCAGUGAGGCCUCCCCAAUGUCUUUGCACCCUGUGACCUGGCAGCCAUCCAAAGACGGAGAUCGCUUAAUUGGUCGAAUUUUGUUAAAUAAGCGUCUGAAAGAUGGGAGUGUGCCUCGGGACUCAGGAACCAUGCUUGGCUUAAAGGUUGUAGGAGGAAAAAUGACUGAAUCAGGUCGGCUGUGUGCAUUUAUUACCAAAGUAAAAAAAGGAAGUUUAGCGGAUACUGUAGGGCAUCUUAGGCCAGGUGACGAAGUUUUAGAAUGGAACGGGAGGCUGUUGCAAGGAGCCACAUUUGAGGAGGUGUACAACAUCAUCCUGGAAUCCAAGCCUGAACCACAGGUGGAGCUUGUAGUUUCCAGGCCCAUUGGAGAUAUACCUAGAAUACCUGAUAGCACACAUGUACAACUGGAGUCCAGUUCUAGCUCAUUUGAAUCUCAAAAAAUGGAUCGUCCUUCUAUUUCCGUUACCUCGCCAAUGAGUCCUGGCAUGUUGAGGGAUGUUCCACAGUUCUUAUCUGGACAACUUUCAAGCCAAAGCCUUAGUAGAAGAACAACGCCUUUUGUUCCUAGGGUUCAGAUAAAACUGUGGUUUGACAAGGUUGGUCACCAGUUAAUAGUUACGAUUUUGGGGGCAAAGGAUCUCCCUUCCAGGGAAGAUGGGAGGCCAAGGAAUCCUUAUGUUAAAAUUUACUUUCUUCCAGACAGAAGUGAUAAAAACAAAAGAAGAACAAAAACAGUAAAGAAAACAUUGGAACCCAAAUGGAACCAGACAUUCAUUUAUUCUCCAGUCCACCGCAGAGAAUUUCGGGAACGAAUGCUGGAAAUUACCCUUUGGGACCAAGCUCGGGUUCGAGAGGAAGAAAGUGAAUUCUUAGGGGAGAUUUUAAUUGAAUUAGAAACAGCAUUACUAGAUGAUGGGCCACACUGGUACAAGCUUCAGACCCACGACCUCUCUUCAUUGCCACUUCCUCACCCUUCUCCAUACAUGUCACGAAGACAGCUCCAUGGAGAGAGCCCAACGCGAAGGUUGCAAAGGUCAAAAAGAAUAAGUGAUAGUGAAGUCUCCGACUAUGACUGUGAUGAUGGAAUUGGUGUAGUAUCAGAUUAUCAGCACAAUGGUCGAGAUCUUCAAAGCUCAACAUUAUCAGUGCCAGAGCAAGUGAUGUCAUCAAACCAUUGUUCACCAUCAGGGUCUCCUCACCGGGUGGAUGUGAUUGGAAGGACUAGAUCGUGGUCACCCAGUGUUCCCCCUCCACAAAGGAAAGUGGAACAAGGACUUCGGGGGAUACAUUCUUCUACUGGACAUUAUAAUACAGUUAGCCGGACGGACAGACAUCGUGUCAUGGAUGACCGUUAUUCUCCAGAGAGAGAACGUCAUUGUCUUACUCUACCUCGCUCCAGAUACAGUCAGACCACUGACCACCAUCACAGGGAUGGCAG
Messenger RNA from Castor canadensis (American beaver), 3015 nucleotides. Lineage: Eukaryota; Metazoa; Chordata; Mammalia; Rodentia; Castoridae. The record is from RefSeq and is a predicted model, not a curated record.